Messenger RNA from Limulus polyphemus (Atlantic horseshoe crab), 1917 nucleotides. RefSeq lists its product as uncharacterized. The record is from RefSeq and is a predicted model, not a curated record. Gene Ontology annotation, cellular component: glucosidase II complex. NCBI's taxonomy places the organism in Eukaryota, Metazoa, Arthropoda, Merostomata, Xiphosura, Limulidae. Gene Ontology annotation, molecular function: protein binding. The transcript is spliced from 5 exons. Bases 1 to 738 code for a protein of 245 amino acids. Gene Ontology annotation, biological process: N-glycan processing.
AUGGUGCCAGAAGUAACCAGUCUUCCAUAUAAUGAUGUGUAUACAGACCCAAAGAAAGAAGGUGAUGAGAAAAAAGAAGACAGGCAAAAAGUAUACCAGGUUUGGCUGAGUAUUGAGCUGUCAAGGCGAAGGCAUCAAGUUUUAAAAUUUCAAAAUACUGGAAGCACUAAACCAUACCAAAAAGCUGAUGCUAUUAUUGAUGUAAUUGAUAGUGGCUUUCUAAUUGGACAGAAGAAAUACCACAAACCAAGUUUUGAACUCCAAGACUCCCAGUCAUCUCCUCACUCUGUGGAGUUUAAAAAGAAAUAUAGUAAAGACCUGAAUCAGGCUCAGCAUUUAAAUAAAAUGGACAUUCCAUUUGUUCUGGGUGUAAUGGCCAGCAAGCAAAAGUUGUACUUACCAAAUCAACAAGGAAUGUUUCAGUGUAUCAAGGACAAGACCCAGAUUCCUCUUGACCAGAUUAAUGAUGAUUUUUGUGAUUGUUUAGAUGGUUCAGAUGAACCAGGCACUUCAGCUUGUUUAAAUGGCAGGUUUUAUUGCACUUUCCAACCUAAGCAUCAUGAAGGACCCAUUUUUAUUGUGUCUAGCAGAGUUAAUGAUGGAAUAUGUGAUUGUUGUGAUGGGAGCGAUGAGUGGCUUAUGAAACAGCCUCCAUCCCAUGUCCAAAUUUCAGAGGCUAACCAAGUCCAUCUGGGAGUGGACCAAGUUCCAUGUCAUAACCGUUGUCCCAGCAUUUAAAGUGAAUAAUUAAAUGAAGAAUGGUUUAUUUAUAGGAGUUUCUAUCUGCAGCUGCCAAAAGCACUUACAUUCAAAUCAGGAAGCACAAAACUAGUCAUGAUUAGACAGCAGGUACAAGGUGCUACUCACAAAGUAUCUUUUUCAAAGAAGCAUGAGCUUGUUUUUGAUGUCCCACUUUUGAUGGCUUAAAACAUUAUCUAUGAAUUUGUAAUCAUUUCAAAAUUGGGAAUACAUCUGGCUUGUGAUUCUCAUUUUUAAUCUUUACUGCAUCUUUACAUUUGCUAUAAAGAAAGGUUUAAGUUAAUGUAAGUAACUUAUCCUUAAUAAAUAUAUUUACAAUAUUGUAUGUAACAUGAUGAGAUUGGUAUUAUUUUGUUGUGCAAAUUACAAUCAAAUAGAAAAUUUUAUCUUAAAAAGGUGCCAACUGAAGGUUUUAUUGACCACUAAUUUUAAAAUUGGCACCAUAAGGACAAAGAUGAUCUGACAGGACAGAAGAGUGGAAUGCAGAAAAGUAAAGUUCUAAAAGCUCCCAAAGUUUUGAAUAUGCAUUUUUUAAAAUUUCAUGUUAGAUUUCUUUUUCUACAACAAAUGUUCCAUGCUGACACCUUUUAGUAUAUUUAUAAGUGACUUAAUACUGCUGCAUUUCUGAUAAUCAGACAGUACACUUUAUGCAUUGAAAUAAUGAUGGUCUGGGGUUAUAGACUAUAAGGGAAGUGUAUGUAGAGUUUUAUUUUUACUUUGAGCAGCUUUGGAAAUUGUACAUCACCUGAGCAAAUAAAGUAAUGCACAAUAUGUGAUACAAAGAAGAAUUUCUAUUUUUUUUUGUUUGAAAGAAUUGUGUAUAAAUUAUGAUUAUUGUAUUUGUUGUUCCAUACCUCAGUUUAACAGUUUGGAACUUCUUUAGAAUUGUAAUUCAAUUUUAAUUGAUACUGAUAUUUAACAUUGAUGGACUUUUUAAGUUGCAGGUCAUAACAGGUGUAUAUGUGUCUGUAUAUAUAUAUAUAUAUGUAUAAAACUUGGAAGAUAAGAUAGAUAUACAUGUAUCUUCAAGAGAAUGAAAUAAUCAUUGACUUAUUCUUACUUGUAUUCUUCCAUUUUAACAAAUGUUUUUUUACCAGACAUAACAAUCAGUCAAACUGAAAAUAACAAUGCAUUAGAUGCAGUUUAAGUCAAAUACAA